UGUCGAGCCGUGUCGAGCCACGGUGUCGGCAUGGUGUUGCAGGAGCCCGUCGGGGCACCGAGUCUGUCGACUGCGGCGGGAGGGGUCGGUGAUGCCGUCGCCGAGGUACGGCUGUCCCGGCUUCGCUGGGCCGUGCUGCUGCUCUUCAGCAGCUACUCCCUGUGCAACGCCUUCCAGUGGAUCCAGUACGGCAGCAUCAGCAACGUCUUCGUGAACUUCUACGACGUGAGCACCUUCGCCAUCGACUGGCUUUCCAUGAGCUACAUGCUCAUCUAUAUCCCCCUGCUCUUCCCCGUCGCCUGGCUGCUGGACAAGAGGGGUCUGCGCAUCAUCGCCCUGGCUGGCUCGGCCUUCAAUGCCAUGGGUGCCUGGGUGAAGCUGGGCAGCCUGAAGCCGCACCUCUUCCCUGUCACUGUCCUGGGACAGGUCAUCUGUGGCCUGGCCCAGGUCUUCAUCCUGGGCAUGCCCUCACGCAUCGCCUCCGUCUGGUUUGGCUCCCACGAGGUCUCCACCGCCUGCUCCAUUGCGGUCUUUGGGAAUCAGCUUGGCAUUGCUGCAGGCUUUCUGAUCCCUCCAGUUCUGAUUCCUAAUGUGGAUGAUGUGGAGAAGCUGGCCCACCACAUCAGCAUCAUGUUCUUCAUGACUGCAGGUGUGGCAUCAGCCCUGUUCAUCCUGGUCAUCAUAGUCUUCAAGGAGAAGCCCCCAAACCCUCCAAGCCAAGCUCAGGCCUCGAUCCAAUCAAGACCGACUGCAGAAUAUUCCUACGUGCAAUCAAUCCUCCGCCUGCUCCGCAAUGCCAACUUUUUGCUGCUUAUGGUCACUUAUGGUCUGAAUGUAGGUUGUUUCUACGCCUUGUCCACUUUGCUGAACCGCAUGGUGAUCCAUCACUACCCAGGGGAGGAGGUCAAUGCUGGCAGGAUUGGACUCACCAUUAUACUGUCGGGGAUGGUUGGGGCUCUGAUCUCCGGCAUCUGGUUGGACAAAACCAAAACCUACAAGCAAACAACGCUAGCUGUCUAUCUCAUGUCUCUGGUGGGAAUGAUAGCCUAUACCUUCACUCUGAGCCUAGGCCACCUCUGGGUGGUCUUUGUGACUGCUGGAUUGCUGGGGUUUUUCAUGACAGGAUACCUUCCCCUGGGCUUUGAGUUUGCUGCAGAGUUGACGUACCCAGAAUCAGAAGGAACAUCAUCAGGGCUCCUCAAUGUCUCAGCACAGAUUUUUGGUAUUGCCUUCACCAUUGGCCAAGGGCAAAUCAUGGAUCACUUUGGGACAAUGGCAGGAAACCUCUUGCUUUGUUCUGUCCUGUUCCUGGGGACCGUUAUCACAGUUUUCAUUAAGGCUGAUCUCCGAAGACAACAGGCUAAUUUGGAACAUGAACAGACAAAAGUGUCGCCAGAAGCCUACACUAUUCCCAUAGUCCUUGAGGAAUCACAGCUGUGAAAUGAAGGGGUGGCAAAGCUGAGAGAUACAGCCCCCCCCCCCCCCCCCCAUUCCUAUCUUUUCUACCUGCAUCAUCCUGUGACAUGUACCCCAUGGGGGUGGGGCAACCUCAGGACAGGAGCCCUGUGAACUGCUUGUGGAGAAUGUGAAUGAGCAAAACAAGAGGGGUGCUGUUUUUCAUGAGUUUUCGUUGCAUCUUGCUGUUUUGGUGUUUGGGAGGAAAAAUUGGGGAAAUCUGCUGUGUCCCCCCAGUCCCACCAUGUAUGCUUGGAAAAAGGACAUGCUGAGAAAAGCCAAGGUACCAGCCUAAUCCUGAGCAUGACAGUGGCACCUUGCACGUAGCUGUGACGUGAAAGGCAGCCACACCUACUCUGUGAGCAGCCCUGGAAGAGCUGGCUCUAGGGAAUCAGAGCAAUCUAGGGAUUGCUCUGCCCUGGUUCCCAUGAUGCUCUAUGUUGCACAGGUGGUAGUAGAGGCCUCAGUACAUUACCAGCAAGUGCAAAGCAGGGCACCAGCUGCUGCCAGCUCUUUUACUAUUUGGCUUCUCUAGAUGAAGCACUCUUAAUCUGGAUAAACUUCUGCUCAGAAUUCACUGGGGUUGCCCUCAUGUUCAUACAUAUUAGGAGUAAUUAAGAGACUGCCAAUAUGUCUCCUCCUAGCUCGAGACAAGGACUAGUUCUGCAAUAUAAAUCUAGCUUAUCACUACAUUAGCACAAAAGUGAGUCAAACCAGUUUCCCUGGGCUGAGGACUUCGUCUUCCUUCUUAACAAGAAAGUGCCUUUUACAUGUUUCAACAUUACAUACAAACUUCUUGUGAAGUGUUAUACUGAGAAAACCAGCCAAAGCUGUGUUGCUCUUCACAGCCAGAGAGGGGUAUGAUGGAAAUCCAGCUUUGCUCCAGUGUGGAAGCUUCCCACUUCAUAAUAGAGAACAGGAAAAGGUACCCACUUGCCAGCAUUUGUGUCUUAUAGACACUGCCCAUCUAUAUGCUGUUUAUUUUCUAAACACAACUGUAGAUCCUUUUAUCACUUCUCCAUCCUUUCCAACAUCCCUCCCCUGAUGGAGACAUCAAGUGUCCUUAUACACCUUAAAUCAUGCAGUUACUUAUGUUUUAUUUGAGGCAGGGUACAAAAGGUGUAGUGAGGUCAAAUGGUUAAAAAUACUCCUCUCUGACAAACUAUUUUUUGACAAAACAUUUUUUUGGUGAAAUUUUAAUUUUUUUUUUUAAUAUACAUUUUGAUACAGACUGUCUUGAGUUCAUGAAGUUCUUAGACAACAUUCUCAGGCAUGGUGUGAUUCACAUGGUGUGCAGGGCCAGGAGUUGGACUGUGAUCCUGAUAAAUUCCUUCUAAUUCAGCAUAUUCUAUGACUGAAGUCCUAUCUUUGAUAGGUAGACCCCCUGGCCACUGUUUGGGAUUGAGGAUGAGGGUUUAAAAUGAUUUUCAAGAGAAAUGUCAAUGUAAAAUAUUAACAUAUUUAAUAUCUUAACUAUUCAAUCAAUUAAUUUUAAAAAUAUUAUAGUAAUUAAUUAAAAUAUGAAUUUAUUAAUAUGAAAAUUAAUUAAAUUACUGAAUUUUAAACAAUUUAAUGAUUUAAUUAUUUUAUUAACAUUAAUAUACAACUGUACAAUGAAACCUGAUACAUUCAUAUUAAAUGGUUGAAAAGGAUCUAUAUGUGGCUCAUUUAAUAGCCUGAAAUGUUCUGCAGAGUAGAAAAAGCAUCUUUCUGCCCAGUGCUAUUGCUGUGUUCUUUUCCUCUCUUUGUUUUCUCUGUCUUCUGUAUGUGAAUUGUCUUUCCAGCUAGUUCCUGCUGGCUUUUUUCUGCAUUCUGUGUGCUGCCCACUUACGUUUUGGGCAUUAUUUUCUCUAGGUCUAAGGCACUUGUUCCUAUUUUCUCCACCUUCAGUAUUUAUAACUCGCUACACAGGAAGCUCCAUCCUCGCUCACAGAUGCAUAGUUUGAGUUUGCUGUCACCAGCAUGCUGCAGAAGAGUGUCAACAGCCCUUUUCAUGUGUGUUAUGUGAGCAGCC
This is a messenger RNA of Poecile atricapillus (Black-capped chickadee), 3469 nucleotides long. It is a transcript of the gene FLVCR2, whose product is annotated as FLVCR choline and putative heme transporter 2. Gene Ontology annotation, biological process: transmembrane transport; heme export. NCBI's taxonomy places the organism in Eukaryota, Metazoa, Chordata, Aves, Passeriformes, Paridae. The record is from RefSeq and is a predicted model, not a curated record. Gene Ontology annotation, molecular function: heme transmembrane transporter activity; heme binding. The transcript has 10 exons. Bases 31 to 1440 code for a protein of 469 amino acids. Gene Ontology annotation, cellular component: membrane.